This is a messenger RNA of Cylicostephanus goldi, 408 nucleotides long. Lineage: Eukaryota; Metazoa; Nematoda; Chromadorea; Rhabditida; Strongylidae. The record is from the annotation of a GenBank genome assembly.
AUGCGUGCAAUAGAUCGGCAGAUUAACGCCUCGGGCGAUGCUUGCUCUACCCCCUUCCCCUUUUGCGAAAUAGAUGAAAGGAGCAACGCGGAAAAACGUGCCGCGCACUCCCAGAAUCAAUUAAGUGGCUGGUUAUUUCAGGAAUAUCUCUCCGAGCACUACAUGAUCCGCGAUAAGCGAGCCCAGUUAGCCGAAUCGCUGGGGCUUUCUGAAGCGCAAGUGAAGACGUGGUUCCAGAAUAGGCGAGCCAAAGAUAAGAGAGAAAAGAAAUCUGACAGCCCACAUAGUCCCACAAGCUCAGCCGAUGUCUCUGUCAAAGAAGAACGACUGGAUACUUCUGUAGGUUCAACAAUAUAUAGGGGAAGGAUAGUAUGGGCGUUGCAACAUCUAAAAAACUCUUUUCUAUGA